Cuscuta epithymum is the source of this 4422-nucleotide messenger RNA. Lineage: Eukaryota; Viridiplantae; Streptophyta; Magnoliopsida; Solanales; Convolvulaceae. The record is from the annotation of a GenBank genome assembly.
AAAUCAGACUACACUUCACCCAACUUGAAAAUAUAAAAAUUGCAUCAUAGCAAACUUUUACAAAAUCAUAUUUCAAUGAAUUAUAUCAUAUACUUUUUAAACUUUUCCGACUUUUCGGUUUCUAAUAUUCUAUAACCCAAAAAAAACUGUGUGGCGGCCGUACCCUAGCUUGGGGUUUUCUUCUUCUCCGGCGGCAACUUUUCGUUGUCCGGCUCGGUAGUUUGUAAUUCUCGGGGAGAUCCCGAUUAGAUUAGGGGCGCGGAUCUCAGGGGUAAAGGCAAAUCAAAGUGUGAGUUUCUCAGGGGUGAUUGAAGGAGGAUCCGUCUGAGAAUUACGUCCGACAGCAAGUGCAAUUUGAAUUGUUGGAAGCAGGGGCUCCCAAGAGUAUACUAAGCUGGAACUGCAGGGGGUUGGGUAAUGCAGCAACCGUCCAAAGCGUGGUGGAUAUUGUACAGCAACACAGGCCGUCAAUCCUUUUCUUGAUGGAGACGAAGGUGAGAUGCCAACGAGCGAAAGAAAUCAUUCGAACACAAGGCCUCAUUCACAGUGUUGGAGCAGACAGUGUCGGGCAGAGCGGGGGUUUGGUAUUGGGAUGGACUGAUGAUGUUGAUAUAUCCGUUUAUGACAUUCAGCCAACUUUUAUUGAUGCCAUGGUCAAGUUAACACCUGCUGAUGUUCCUUGGAGGCUCACUUGCUACUAUGGAUUCCCGGAGACGGUUAGAAAACGUGAGGCCUGGGCAUUUCUCAGAGACCUAGCAGAUAGACAACAGGGAUCUUGGAUGGUGAUUGGUGACUUCAAUGACAUUCUUUAUGAUUCGGAGAAGAAAGGCAGGAUCUCACAGCUGAGAUGGAGACUUCGUGGUUUCCAGGAAUGCGUUCGGGAUUGUGGUUUACGGGACUUCCCGUUCUCGGGAUACCAAUGGACGUGGGGAAAGAGUUUAGGGACGGCUCGGUGGGUGGAGGCGAAACUUGAUCGCAUUAUGGUUAAUGAUGAGUGGUGGAACAGAUUCAUGGCAGCUCAAGCAACCUCGGUGGAAGCUCCGGUAAGCGAUCAUAUGGCUCUAAGUAUAUCUAUUAUGCCUACUAUUCAUGGGCGAAAGAAAAAGGCGUUUAAAUUUGAAAAUAAUUGGCUAAAAGAAGAGGAAUGCAGGACUGUGGUGGCUAGUAGUUGGUGCGUAGGGACCCAUAUGACCGUACCCGAAAAAAUACACUUUUGUGGCAAUGAACUGCUCCGGUGGGAUGCUUGUAAGAAAAGGGGUUUCCGACACCAAAUACUAGCAUGUAAACGUAGAAUUGCAUGGCUUCGAGGGAGAGAGGAUAACCACAACAUUGCAGAAUUUCUUAGACUAAGAGCCACCCUUUACUCUCAUAUGGAAAAGGAGAAUGAGUAUUGGAGACAGAGAGCUAAAGAAUUCUGGCUUAAGGAAGGAGAUAUCAAUUCCAAGUUUUUUCACAAUGCAGUCAAACAGAGAAGGAGAAGGAAUAAAAUUAUGGGGCUCAAGACGGCUGGAGGGGAGUGGAUCACCGAUCGUAACAGAGUUGGGGGUAUGGUAUUGGAUUAUUUUCUUGAUAUCUUCCAGGCACAGCAAGGGGAGGAAUUACUCAGGUAGGUGGAUUUCAGGAAACAUGUGACGCCUAGCCAGAAUGUUGUGUUGCUUCGUCCUAUUAGACCGGAUGAGGUGAAACGAGCAGUGUUUGAUAUGCAUCCCGACAAGGCUUCAGGGUCUGAUGGAAUGAAUCCGGCGUUUUUCCAAGCUUACUGGGAUAUUGUGGGCCCUGAGGUGGCGCGACUUGUUUCAAGUAUUUUUUAUUCUGGCUUCUUUCCUAAGGAAUUAAAUGUUACAAACUUGGUUUUAAUUCCUAAGAAAGACAAGCCAGAAAAUAUGGGGGACUGGAGGCCUAUAGCUUUGUGUAAUGUGGUUUACAAAAUCUUUUCAAAGGUUCUGGCAAAUAGGCUUAAGUGCAUUCUUAGUGAUUUGGUUGAUGACAAUCAAAGUGCAUUUAUACCGAGACGGUCUAUCAUUGAUAAUGUAGUGGUUGCUUUUGAAACACAUCAUUAUCUGAAAAGGAAAAGCGCUGGUAAAGAAGGUUAUGUGGCUAUAAAACUAGACAUGAGCAAAGCAUAUGAUAGAGUCAGUUGGAGGUUUCUGGAGGCUGCGUUAAAAGCGCUUGGCUUUGAUGACCGGUGGACGCAUUUGGUUAUAGAAUGUGUGUCAACUGUCAAAUAUUUUAUUCAGUUUGAUAAAGACUUUUUGGGUCCUAUUAUUCCGAAGAGGGGUCUGCGGCAGGGGGACCCCCAAUCACCCUAUCUUUUCAUUUUGGUUGCAGAGGGUCUAAGCUCACUGAUUCGAAGGGCGGAAGCGAAAGGAGAAGUCCAUGGAGUGGCGGUGUGCCGUGGAGCACCAAAAAUCUCCCACCUUUUAUUUGCGGAUGAUAGCUUUCUUUUCUUUAAAGCUAAUUAUACUGAAUGCUCUAUGAUAAAAAGAAUUUUGCAGGAUUAUGAGAAGGCUUCUGGACAGGCUAUAAAUUACAAUAAAUCUUCCUUGACGUUUAGCCAGAAUGUGGAUGAAGUCACUCGUGUUUCGUGUUGUCAGUUUUUUAAUAUUCCCCGGGAGAGUGGUCAGAGUCGUUACUUGGGGUUGCCGACGCUUGUGGGGAGAAAUAAAUCAGACAUUCUGAGCUACUUGAGGGACCGCAGUGUGAGUAGAAUAAAAAAUUGGAACAAUAAAUUUCUUUCCAGAGCGGGCAAGGCGGUUCUUAUUCGGAAUGUAUUGCAGGCGCUCCCAAAUUAUGCGAUGAAUGUUUUCCUGCUAUCUAAAGAUUUAUGUGAUGAGAUAGAAAAAUUGUUAAAUGGCUUCUGGUGGAAGGGUAAUAAAUUUGACCAAAGAGGGAUUCGAUGGCGCAGGUGGGAGCUUCUAUGUCGACCGAAGAGUGAAUGGGGUUUGGGUUUUCGCAGGAUCAGGGAAUUUAAUUUGGCAAUGCUUGCCAAACAGGGAUGGCGGCUAAUAACAGAGCCGAGAAGUUUAAUGAGCAGGGUUUUGAAAGCAAGGUAUUUUCCGAACACAGACUUUUUGAAUGCUAAAUUAGGGAACAAUCCUUCUUUUGUUUGGAGGAGUUUUUUUGAGACCCAAGAAAUCUUGAGGAAUAAUACUCGCAGGCGAGUGGGACAUGGUAGAGAUGUGCAGGUUUGGGUAGACGCAUGGUUGCCGGGACAGGGUUCGGGGCGAAUCCAGUCAGCCAAACCCCCUGGAGUCCGAGAUAUGAAUGUGGCAGCGUUGAGGAACCAUACGGGGAGGGAAUGGAAUAGGGAGAUGAUUCAUUCUAUUUUUUAAGCGGUGGAUAGAGAUCAAAUUUUAAGCAUACCGAUUAGUAAAGUGGACAGAGAUGAUGGCUACUGGUGGACAGGGGAGAAAAAUGGGAAUUUUUCUGUUAAAAGUUGCUACAUGAAGUUAGUCAAUACAGUCCCAUCCGGAGGAACAAGUAGUUGGGCUAACUUGUGGGCACUUGAGGUACCUCCUAAAUUUAAAUAUUUUAUUUGGCAGGUACUGGAUGGAACGCUCCCUACAGUUGAUAAUCUAUGGAGAAAAGGCGUGCAAAUUAGCGAAAAUUGUCAUCUCUGCAAUGGAGGCUCCGAAGACCUAGAACACACCUUCUGGGAGUGCGUUUAUGCGCAGGAAGUUUGGCAGCAGGCGGGAGUUAAUCGGGCUAGUGGAGUGACUCAAGUGCAGGAGUGGAUUAAGCAUCAACUCACACAUGCUAGCAGAGAGCAACAAGGAAAGUUUGUGGCCCUAUUUUGGGGUAUAUGGAAGCGGCGCAAUGCUCUUGUUUGGAAAAAUGAGUGGCAAGGUUCGGCAGGAGUCAUUAGCAGCGAGGGAUAAAGUCAAAGAAAAAGCCCAGUGAGAAUAUGCAGGUAUGGCGCAGACCGGGGAGGGAUUUUAUUAAAAUAAAUGUUGAUGCUGCUCUGGACCCAAAUAGUGACAAAAGGGCCUGGGGUUGGGUGGCAAGGACUGAGCAGGGGGAUUUUAUUAAGGCGGGAGGAGGGUCUGCCAAUGCAGGAUGGUCACCGGCGGAAACAGAAGCGAUUGGGUUGAGGGAGGCUAUUCAGGAGGCGAUCACAGCGGGCUGGCAGAGAGUGGCUUUCGAGACAGACGCACUCUCAAUUGUUCAGGGUAUUCAGCAAGAGGGAGGUUUGUCUUAUCCUGGACGACAUUAGAGAAAUUUUGACAACAAAGAAUAAUUAUAGUGUUUCUUUUUGUAGACGAUCUGCGAAUCGUGUAGCUCAUGCACUGGCUAGAGCACACGUUGUUCUCUCAGAUCAUAGGAGAACAACGUGUGCUCUCAGAUCAUGCACUGGCUAGAGUACCUUUGAUAUAGCUCCUGAUUAUAUUGUAAGCCAGCUGACAAACGAUUUUAUUAAUUAAU